Cydia strobilella is the source of this 2540-nucleotide messenger RNA. RefSeq names its product zinc finger and SCAN domain-containing protein 10-like. Gene Ontology annotation, molecular function: DNA-binding transcription factor activity, RNA polymerase II-specific; zinc ion binding; RNA polymerase II transcription regulatory region sequence-specific DNA binding. The coding region runs from base 156 to 2378 and encodes 740 amino acids. The record is from RefSeq and is a predicted model, not a curated record. Gene Ontology annotation, biological process: regulation of transcription by RNA polymerase II. The transcript has 12 exons. NCBI's taxonomy places the organism in Eukaryota, Metazoa, Arthropoda, Insecta, Lepidoptera, Tortricidae. Gene Ontology annotation, cellular component: nucleus.
GUGAACGUAGAACGUAGUGAUUAUAUGCUCUUUGUUCAGUCCCUGAGCAUUUAAGCAAGCUGGACCCUGUGAGGAUCACCUGAAGUUCUGAAGACUCCGUCAACGCCCCGGUGGUUCUAUAUCGUGUUAAACAAAUGUUGUGAUUAGUACAAAACAUGAGUGCUCACAGUAGAGCUCUAAACGCCUUUUGUGCGACAUGUCUAAGCCGGGAUAGACAAAUGUUUACACUGCCGUUACAACACAUCAAACCCGUUUCUAUGUUCUAUAAAGACUUGACGCUGACGGAACAUGACAAGAUAUGCUGGGAGUGCAAACAUUUUGUUAUAAAAAUGGUCCAUUUUAAAGACAGAGCCCUAAAAGCACAAAGUACUCUUGCAAUGUUGUAUAAACCAUCAAUCUCUCUUCAAAGUCUAUCCAAGCUAACAACAUCCAAUCGCUUCAACAUGGAAAUAACAAACCCACCACAAAAAACAGAACCUACACAAGAAAAUCUAGAUCCCCUUCUUAUAGAGAGAAUAAAAUCUGAGCCUGACACAGAUUAUGGUGCACCAAGUGAAUGGAACACACACGCUGAUGAAAAAUUUAUGAUUGAAGUAUAUGAACAUGGAGUUAAUAUACCACCUGAUAGGCUUUUGAUUAAACUUGAACGUCUACCUGAUAGACACGAAAAUGCUGGAGUUUGUGACGCUAGUGUGUCACAAAAGGAACCUGUACUUCAAAGACAUGAACACGCUGGAGUUUGUGACGCUAGCGUGUCACAAAAGGAACCUGUACCUCAAAGGCAUGAACACGCUGGAGUUUGUGACGUCAGUGUGUCACAAAAGGAACCUGUGCCUAAAAGACAUGAACACGCUGGAGUUUGUGACGCCAGUGUGUCACAAAAGGAACCUGUGCCUAAAAGACAUGAACACGCUGGAGUUUGUGACGCUAGUGUGUCACAAAAGGAACCUGUACCUCAAAAACAUGAAAACGCUGGUGUUUGGGAAACUAUGUUAAAUCGUCAACCGGUGCCUAUGAGACAUGAAACUGGGGUAUGGGGUGGAGUUGGAUUUGCGGAUGCAACGCUAAUGUCACUCUUGAAUAGGAAACACGUUUCAUACCCACCACCAAUAAGCGUAGUGCCCAAACGAAAACUACCAAUGAUGGAAGUCCCUACACUGAGAAUCCUACCUAAAAACCCUACGCCGGCGAUAGAUGUAGAAAAACACUCACUUGGAGAGAACUCUGAAAAACCAGCAUCCGAUCCAUCAGCUCCUAGUUUUACAGAAAAGAGAUUGACAGAAGAGGAGAGAGAGAGAUGGUGGGAGAGUAAGAAAGAGAAUGAGUUUUAUGCAAAAAGUAUAGAAGUGUUUAAAUGUGCGAAAUGUGUGGAGCCCUUUUUUACAAGGAGGACGUUUUUGGGGCAUGAGAAGAUGCAUACUGAGAUGUAUGGCAAGCUGUCCUGUGACAUUUGCGAGCUGAGGUACCACACCGAGCAAACCCUGGCGACGCAUAAGGACAGACAUUAUAGACUGCUGAAGUGUACCCGAUGUGCCCACGCGUGGGACACUCCUAACUCCAUGCGUCGGCACUGCGAGACCGAACAUUCCGUCCCCGUUACUCUCUGGAACUGCGAUAUCUGUUCUCGCGAGUUCAGUCGCUACAGAAAAUACUUGAAUCACAUCCGCGGUCACGGCUGCGAGGAAUGCCCUCAGUGCGGGAAGAAGAUAUUCGACCCCAUGAACCGCAUGAAGUACCAUUUGCUUACACAUAAGGAUAUGGAGCGGUUAUUCAAGUGCUCAGAGUGUGAUAAGAGUUUCAAGUUUAAGGCAACCCUGACUACGCACGUCGCUCGAGUCCAUACUGGCAAAGAUGCUGUGAUGUAUUGCGCAAAAUGUAACAAGCAUUUCAAAAACGUCUACUCUUACAGCAAGCAUAUGAGGUACUCCGACCAACACGUCUCUAGCGAUAUGCUCACGCAUAACUGCACAGAGUGCAGUAGAAUGUUUCCGACCGGCACCAUGCUGCGGCGGCACAUGGAGAGCGUGCACAGCAACGAACGGAAAUACGAGUGCCCAGUGUGCCACGAGAUGUUCAGGUCGUCGACGAACCGGACGCGGCACCGGCGACUGGCGCACGAGAAUCACUUCGAGCCCAAGGACAAGAUGUGCGACCACUGCGGGAAGGCCUUCAAGACAAAAAAAGUGCUCGCGGAUCACAUCAACACGCACACAGGCGCGCGCCCGUUCGUGUGCACGCUGUGCGGGGCGGACUUCGGGCACAGGAGCGCCCUCUACCUGCACGGCCGGUACAAGCACAAGAUACCGAAGAAAAACAUUACGAGAACUGUUAAGAAAGUUAAAGUGAAGACUGAAGAGGCAAUUGAUGGCGGCAGUUAAUUUAUCAGAACUGGAAAAUUACUGUCUUGGGUGAGACUUGAACUCACGGCCUCUGGAUCGAUACUCCAGUCUGCCAACUGAACCACCAAGACCACAUCCAUAGCCAGCGAAUCUUAUUGUCAGAAACCGAAACCAAAAAAAGUGACAAAUGAUAGUUUCGUG